UUGAAAGCGUCGGUUCGUGGAUCGCAGAUCGCAGAUCGUGGAUCGUGGAUCGCGUCGCUCUUAGCCAAGGUUAAUUAGCCAAGAUCCGAGAUUUAAAAAUAUAUAAAAAUUAAUCAGAGAGGGAGCGAGGGAAAAGCGUGAUCUAGUAAUGUCGUUUUUUCGCAAUAUACGAUCUUCGUUAUCGUCUUCUUCGCGGGCCAAGAGUUCCCGCUCCUCAUCGCGCGACACCACGCCAGUUCGCUCCGGAUCUCGUCCAGCCAGCGUGAUCAGUGGUGUGGGAUCCCUGGGAACUACACACCGAAGGGAUUCCACAACCAGUUCGACUUUGCAGCGAGGAGACACCUUCAUACUACCCAAUUCCGAGGAGGAAACGGGAAAUGCCUCAAACACUUCCACGCUGGAAAAGAAAUCCAAGAAGUCCAAGGUGUUUAGCAAGUUUAGUACCUUCACCAAGCGGAAGAAGACUCCCUCGCCGGAGGAGGUGGCCAGUUAUGAGCACCAUCCCAGUGACACGGCCACAAAUACCUACUACAAGUGGCGCAGUGAUGGAGCCGAUCGCCUGCAGGACUACGAUGCCCAGUCGGAUCCCUUCAACUUCCUCUACGAACAGCACUCGAACCUGAGAACUCUUCAGUCUGGAGAUUCUACUGGUGUCCAUCGACAACCCAGCAUAGGUUCGAACUCAAGUGGCAGCUUCGAUUCAUCCACCUAUCGAAAGAGCAAAACACCCACGCAUUUGAGGGAGCAACUGGAGCAGUUGAAAACCCACUCGAACGAUGAUCUCCUGGAGGAUCAGCAGAGGGAGGAGGAUGAGCGGGAGAAGUACAAGACAGUCACGAUAAAUAGCUUUAGGAAAUCCUUCAGGGAUCGCUUGCUGCAGCAGCAGAAGGAAACCCCUCAUAAUCCCGCCUGGUUCGUGGAAGUCCCCGCUCAACAGUCUAAUGUGAAACCCCUGGAACGUCGUGAAUCCAAAGAGAAUCGUCCGGACUUCCUGGUCUUCGAUAAUGAUAACUACCGUCCUCAGUCGCGUUCUCCCCUGAGGGAUCGUCCUUCCCGGUCCGCCACUCGAUCGCCAGUGAAACGGAAUGAGACUUUCCGGGUGGCACAGCCUUCAGUUCGUCACUUAUCUCCCUCGCCUGUGACCUCACCUGCUCCUUCGAUACGAAUCGAGAUCAAGAACUCCAUAUCCCCGCAUUCUCCAGGGAGAUUUGUACCUGUGGGAGUGGCUAAACCGAUGCCUACCACAGAGUAUUAUGCUCACAGAUUGCUGGCCAACAGAACGGGGAUAACGAGUCCCAGUCCCAGUCAAAAUCACAGUCAAAAUUCCACUCAAAACCCCAGAUGGUAUCGCCAGCAAAACUCACCCACCCGCUUGAAUUUGGGUCACCAACAUCAUCAGCAGAAUCUGAACCUCAAUCAGCAGCAGAAGGGAGGAAGAACCCUGGUGCACAUAGGAUCGGAUCAGGGUAAAGGAUCAGGGGUUAACCCACCCACCAGAGGAAGGGCUCCCACGAGGGUUCAACUCUAUGGCAACAAACCACAAAGUCGACAAAGUCAACCUGCAACCUACUUUGGUGGCCACUACAAUGCCACAGCGAAAGUGAAUCCCCGGGGAACGUCUUGUUCUUCCAUUGGAGGUCCCACUGUAUAUUUAGGGCGUCGCGAACCACCACGUGCCACCACCACAAAUAUUAGCACCACCGCCCACAUUGCCGCCCCCAUUCCACGUCGCAAUCGAUCGCCGAUCAAAAUGCCCUGGCGGUAGGCGUUAACCGAAUAUACGAAUAUAUAUAUAUAUAUAGUAUAGAUAUAUAUACGUACGACAUGAAUGGAGAAUCAAGAAUGAGUGGCUCUCAUAUAUAGCAGUUCUUUCCAAAGUGACAAUAUCGAUAUUGCGUCAUUAUCGAAGCUGGAAACUCAGCUUUGCGAAAGUUUUUUUGUUUGCUUUAUUUAACCCAUCGAUAAUGGGCAAAUAUAAAUGAUUUAUGUAUCCAUCAACCCAAACAAUCCGAAUCGUGUGUUGUGACUUUUUCUACGUAAAAUUAUUGUUAAGUAAAUAAUAAAAAAAAAGAAAUAAUAAUAAACGACAACAGAUAAUGCAUAAUGUGA
Molecule: messenger RNA, 2109 nt
Organism: Drosophila ficusphila
Lineage: Eukaryota; Metazoa; Arthropoda; Insecta; Diptera; Drosophilidae
Exons: 1
Coding region: 149-1765 (538 amino acids)
Source: RefSeq, a predicted model, not a curated record